GCAUCUUUGGCGUUUGCCAAUUCCUCCUACUCGAUAUUGAUUCCUAUGGCUUCAGUUGCAUCGCCGGCUCCAACCCCACCAUCCGCUACUUGUUGAGCGUUUUGAUCUUCCCCGUGGGGGUUCUCUGGCUGACCGGCUGCUUCUGCACAUCCAAGCUUCUGCCCGCGAAGUAUCACUGGAAUGGCUCCAAAGUCUGCAGCACCAUUGGUGCCUUCAUGCAGAUGAGCUUCAGCACCAUGUCGGCAGCAUCAUUGGCUCCUAUGAUGUGCUACAAGCAUCCCAACGGCCUCCGCAGCGUUUUGAAGUAUCCGGAUGUGAUUUGUGGGUCCGAGGAGCACACUUUGAUGUUGGUGAUUGGUUGGUGCAUGCUUUGCACUUGUGUGCUCGGCUUCGUUGCCUUGUGCACCUACGCGGUGGUGCGUGAAGCACGGCGGCAGCGUGAUCCCCCCCCCACGGUACCUCACUGGAGUGUACGGCGUCGGGACGCCUUUGUGGCUGCUGUCCGGUUCUUGGUCUUCCGCUUUCGCUUGGACGCCUGGUGGUUUGGCGUGCCCCUGCUGGUAC
Molecule: messenger RNA, 564 nt
Organism: Durusdinium trenchii
Lineage: Eukaryota; Dinophyceae; Suessiales; Symbiodiniaceae
Source: the annotation of a GenBank genome assembly